UUCUCAGCUGCUCUCUGCGCAAUGGAGCUAGGCCUCAUGCUCCGGCUAGCCGCGCCGCCGGCCAGUCGCCUCCCCCGCCGGCAUCUUCCACCGCCGUGCGUGCCAGGACGGGGCGGCGUCCGCGCUGGGAGGCGCGGGAGUAGGAGGGCUGGGGCUGUGUCGACGAGUGGGGGUGUGAGCUAUGCGGUGGUUGAGGAUGAGGAGGUGGAGGAGGGGGAGGAGAUGGCGAGGCCGCGGCUGGAGCUCAUCGAGAAGCCGGACCGGAGCCUGGCGCUGCUGGACGAGUACGAGUCGGAGGAGCUGGGGGCGGCGCUCUGCGCCAACCACCGCAGCGGUUAUGUUGCUGUGUUGGGGAAGCCGAAUGUCGGCAAGAGCACCCUGAUAAACCAAAUCGUCGGUCAGAAGCUUUCGAUCGUAACGGAUAAGCCACAAACCACACGUCACCGCAUUCUUGGUAUAUGUUCGGAACCAGAAUACCAGAUAAUACUUUAUGACACGCCAGGCAUCAUCAAGAAGGAAAUGCACAAGCUAGACUCGAUGAUGAUGAAGAAUGUCCAGAGCGCUAUCGGUAACGCGGACUGUGUGAUUGUCGUCGCUGAUGCUUCCAAACUGCCCGAAAAGAUAGAUGAUAUGCUGGAAGCGGGCGUGGGAAACAAAGAUACCAAGGUCCCUGUUGUGUUGGUACUCAACAAGAAAGAUAUGAUAAAACCCGGAGAAAUCUCAAAGAAACUUGAGUGGUACCAAAAAUUCACUGAUGUUGACGAUGUUAUACCUAUAAGUGCUAAAUUUGGUCAUGGAGUGGUUGAUAUCAAGGAGUGGAUAUUGUCAAAGCUUCCACUGGGUCCUGCUUACUACCCCAAGGACAUAGCUAGUGAACACCCCGAGAGAUUUUUUGUGGGGGAGAUAGUGAGGGAAAAGAUUUUUCUUCAAUAUAGGCAGGAAAUUCCAUACGCAUGCCAGGUUAAUGUUACAAGUUACAAAAGCAGGCCUAGUGCCAAGGAUUUUAUUCAAGUUGAGAUACUUGUUGAGAGGGAAUCACAAAGAAGCAUUAUACUUGGGAAGGAUGGGAAAGCUAUAAAGACGUUGGCAACAGCAUCCAGGCUUGACAUCGAAGAUUUCCUUCAAAAGAAGGUUUAUCUUGAGAUAGAUGUGAAGGUGAAGGAAAACUGGCGGCAAGAUGAACGGCUUUUGAAACGUUACGGCUACGGUGGGGAGAUUCAAGCGCUAUAAAUACAGGUGUGACGUCAUCGCUUAUCAUGCAUGGGAGUAGGAAAUAGUCGUGUUUCUUCUUUUCUUUUCUUCUCACCCUCGUUUGAGUGAGGUAUUUAGGUGUUGAAUGCAGGUUGAAUUAGAUCAGUUAUUAGUCAGGAACUCUUACCAAAAUUUGAUGUAAGCAUCUGGUGGACCAUGAAAUCGUUGCUUCUCUGUCGAAACUGUAUUCAGCUCUGUCCCUGUAGAUAGCCUGCAGUGCUGCAAUGCCAAUUCAAUCCUCUGUUUGUCUGCUGAAGUUGCUUUA
Triticum dicoccoides is the source of this 1516-nucleotide messenger RNA. RefSeq names its product GTPase ERA-like, chloroplastic. Lineage: Eukaryota; Viridiplantae; Streptophyta; Magnoliopsida; Poales; Poaceae. The coding region runs from base 22 to 1230 and encodes 402 amino acids. Gene Ontology annotation, biological process: ribosomal small subunit assembly. The record is from RefSeq and is a predicted model, not a curated record. Gene Ontology annotation, molecular function: GTP binding; ribosomal small subunit binding; rRNA binding. The transcript is spliced from 9 exons.